AUGACACCCCAUCUCGAAAACCGGGCUACGACGUCGGCCUCCGAUAUUCCUUUGAAAGAUCUCGAAUCUGCGUCCGGUUUUGAACCCGGCUCGUCCAUACCAUCUCGUUGGGAUGGCUUUUCUCAAUUUCACCCGUCGAACAUCCUCGCGCAUCCCGGGGGACUCGCGCCAAAGAUGUCCCAAGAAGACUGGCUGGCAUAUUCUGAAGAUACAUGGCAUAGACUGGUAGUCGCACUCACGCCCAGUUUCUUACAACAUUGGGUGGGGAGCUCGCCACCACAGCCUGCAAAACUGCACGCCAUCGCGGCUUUGGACGGGCUGCGCGGCUGGGCCUGUCUGCUGGUCUUCAACUUCCACUUCCUUUUCACAUACACAUGGAAGGUCGCGCUAGGAUGGGGAUUCGGAGGAGAGAACUUUGGGAUUCACCAGCUGCCCAUAUUGCAUAUGUUGAUUUCUGGCCAUAUCAUGGUGGCCAUCUUCUUCGUACUUUCCGGUUAUGUUCUGUCAUAUAAACCGCUAAAGACGAUCCGGAGCAGGUCUUUCGAUCAAACUUUCACCACGCUCGCAUCGGGGACCUUCCGUCGAGCAUUUCGUCUAUAUAUUCCUGCGAUUGCUGGGAUUUUUUGUGUAUUUGUGGCUGUUCGCCUCGGGCUCUAUAAUUAUUCUCACCGCGUGAUCAAGGAGGGACAUACUAUCCUGGGCACUAAUGAGCAACAUCCACGUGUGUAUAAAUCUUUCUCGAAGCAAAGCGGUGACUUGUGGCUCACGCUCGCCACCUUGAUGAAUCCAUUCGACUAUGCCCUCUACUACAAUUACUACAACCCGCACCUCUGGACAAUUCCCCUCGAAUUCCGCUCCUCGCUCAUUCUGUUCGUUGUCAUCAUGGGCACAUCACGCUUGGUGGCACCAGUGCGUAUGGCAGUAGUCUCUGGUCUGACCUGGUUCUGCAUGCGCUAUGGUCGCUGGGAGAUCGUCCUGUUCCUAUUUGGCAUGCUAAUGGCCGAAGUGGAUCUCAUCAACGGCACCUGGGAGCCAUCCGCAAGAUCGGCAGUAGAAAACGAGAAAACAACUAUUCGACUCAGUCCUAGCAGCACAACGACCAUCAAGGUCUCCCGCCGCGGUUUGUGGAUUUCAGUCUUUGUGGCCGGUCUUUACUUUGGUUCAUGUCCCAACAUCGGCUUCAAAUGGACGCCUUUCUACAGUUGGAUGUGGCAUAUCACUCCUAAGACAUACCCAGAGCCACAUCGCUUCGCGCAAACUAUCGGCGCGGUCCUCAUCGUUUUCGCCAUCAAUCACUCCCCUGACAUCCAGAAACUCUUCACAAACCCCUUUUCCCAAUACCUGGGCAAAAUUUCUUUUGCAUUCUACGUCGUCCACGGCCCCAUCCUUCAUUGCCUGGGCUACUCUAUCAUGCCUACCAUCUGGAAUCUCACAGGCAAAGAGACAGAUUUCCAAUACUGCCUCGGUUUUCUCAUUGGCUGGCUGAUCUGCCUCCCCGUCGCCAUCUGGCUAGGCGAUGUGUUCUGGCGUGCCGUGGACAUUCCUAGUGUGAAGUUUGCUCGCUCGCUCGAAGACCGUCUCAUCUCCAAGGGCCCGACGUCCGGUCCCUCCGGCCUGGCUACCCACGCCGAUUGA
Messenger RNA from Penicillium paradoxum, 1635 nucleotides. Its product is annotated as acyltransferase family protein. Gene Ontology annotation, biological process: polysaccharide biosynthetic process. The transcript has a single exon. The coding region runs from base 1 to 1635 and encodes 544 amino acids. The record is from RefSeq and is a predicted model, not a curated record. Lineage: Eukaryota; Fungi; Ascomycota; Eurotiomycetes; Eurotiales; Aspergillaceae. Gene Ontology annotation, molecular function: acyltransferase activity, transferring groups other than amino-acyl groups. Gene Ontology annotation, cellular component: membrane.